GGUGCCCUUGAAGAGACACAAAUCCUUACGGAAAACCUUGAGGGAAAGGGGCCAACUUUCCCAAUUUUGGGAGACUCACAAGUUGGAUAUGGUCCAGUACAUAGAUUCCUGUUCUCAAGACCAGAGUGCAAAUGAACCUCUCAUCAACUACUUGGACAUGGAAUACUUUGGAGUCAUCUCCAUUGGUUCCCCACCACAGAAUUUCACCGUCAUCUUUGACACGGGUUCUUCCAAUCUCUGGGUCCCUUCUGUGUACUGUGUCAGCCCAGCUUGCAAGAACCACAAUCGAUUCCGCCCCUCUCAGUCCAGCACUUAUAUCGAGAAUGGGAACUCUUUUUCCAUCCAAUAUGGGACAGGAAGCUUGUCUGGAAUCAUCGGAACGGACCAAGUUUCCGUGGAAGGGAUUACAGUAGCCAACCAGCAAUUUGGAGAGAGCGUCAAUGAGCCCGGAAGCACUUUUGUGAAUGCAGAGUUUGAUGGGAUCCUAGGGCUGGCCUACCCGUCAUUGGCUGUGGGAGGGGUCACUCCCGUGUUCGACAAUAUGAUGGCCCAAAAUCUGGUGGAUAUACCUAUGUUUUCCGUUUAUAUGACCAGGAAUCCAGAUAGCACCACUGGAAGUGAGCUCAUUUUUGGAGGUUAUGAUCACACUCAUUUCUCUGGGAGUCUGAACUGGGUGCCAGUCACUAAACAGGGCUACUGGCAAAUAGCACUGGACAAGUAA
Gracilinanus agilis (Agile Gracile Mouse Opossum) is the source of this 721-nucleotide messenger RNA. Its product is annotated as cathepsin E-like. The annotation marks the transcript as partial. Gene Ontology annotation, cellular component: endosome. The transcript has 5 exons. The record is from RefSeq and is a predicted model, not a curated record. Gene Ontology annotation, molecular function: aspartic-type endopeptidase activity. Lineage: Eukaryota; Metazoa; Chordata; Mammalia; Didelphimorphia; Didelphidae. Gene Ontology annotation, biological process: proteolysis.